AUGCUUCUGCAGAAACGUCUGCUCACAGAGCUUAGAGAGCUCCGCGAAGACCCGACAAACUUCUGCCUGGAGCCCGAGGAAGGCAACCCACUCCGGCUGCAAGGCUACCUGCGCGGACCCGCCGCUACACCUUACGAGGGAGGCUGUUUUCGCGUCGCGCUGACACUACCGGCUGCGUACCCGCUCGUGCCACCGACAGUGCGCUUUCUGACUCCAAUUUUUCACCCAAACAUCAACUUCCGCACCGGCGAAGUUUGCCUUGACAUUCUGCAGUCGGCGUGGUCGCCAGCCUGGAGCCUUGCGUCGUGUCUGAGGGCGAUUCAACUGCUCCUCUCAGAGCCGGAGCCGUCGUCUCCACUGAACUGCGACGCUGGGAACCUGCUGCGCUGUGGUGAUAAACGAGGCUUCUGGUCGAUGGCGCGUAUGUACACCCUGCUGCUGGCCACGAGCAACGAAUGA
Messenger RNA from Cyanidioschyzon merolae strain 10D, 459 nucleotides. Its product is annotated as similar to ubiquitin conjugating enzyme E2. Bases 1 to 459 code for a protein of 152 amino acids. Lineage: Eukaryota; Rhodophyta; Bangiophyceae; Cyanidiales; Cyanidiaceae. The transcript has a single exon. The record is from RefSeq and is a predicted model, not a curated record.